Molecule: messenger RNA, 2537 nt
Organism: Olea europaea var. sylvestris
Lineage: Eukaryota; Viridiplantae; Streptophyta; Magnoliopsida; Lamiales; Oleaceae
Product: extra-large guanine nucleotide-binding protein 3-like
Exons: 5
Coding region: 685-2265 (526 amino acids)
Biological process (GO): G protein-coupled receptor signaling pathway
Molecular function (GO): guanyl nucleotide binding; GTPase activity; G-protein beta/gamma-subunit complex binding
Source: RefSeq, a predicted model, not a curated record
UUUUUUUAAAUUUUUUAAAUUUUUAUGAUUUUUGCUUUUUUCCAUUUUUUAACUAUCCCUCGUGUUAAAAUCUUUAGCUUGUCGUAUGCUGCUAAAGAACUGUAUCGUUAAGACUUUUUUAACACCUUUGGUACAAACUUCUUUUUACUUUCUGUAAAGUAAUUUUUUUUGUCAAUCUGUUCGUGCAUUUCUUUAUAGCCAUCUUUAUCUUUAUAUAUAAUAAAUAAAUUAUCUGAUAGACCGUGGACUCAUAGAGUUGGUUUUUUUUUGAAAUUGAUGGGUUUGGAUUUAUCUGAUGAAACUUUGACUCUGCGGAUUAAAAAUUCAGAAUCUUGAAGAUUUCUUUUCAAGAUAUAAGAGUUCUGAAUUUUUAGGUAUGUCUGUGUUAGUUUUAAAAUUUCUUCGGCGGAACCGCCUCCUUCUUGGACUGUUGAAUUUUCUGGGGUUUCAAUAAGUUAUGUGAUUUUAUAGCUUUGAAUUUUGAACUGAUUUUUGUGGGGCUGCGCUUGUUGUCAGGUGUUGAACUUCUUUGAAGGUUAUUCAAAGUUAUGUAACAACCCAUUUAUGCAGCUGUUCCUCUUUGACAAUUUUAUGAGAUUAUUGUGAUAUUGACGUGUGCUAUUUUUAUUGUCAAGAAUAUACCAUAGAUUUAAAAACUGAGGUUGGUGAUUUUGUGUGACGAAAAUGGAGAAAAAUGGGGAAGAGGGUUGGAGGGAGAUGGUGAGGAAGAUGCUUCCUCCAGGGGCUCCCAUUCCGGAUGACGAUAACUUGGAUUACUCCAUAGCUCUGGAGUAUAAGGGCCCCCCAGUUUCCUAUGAAGUUCCGCGAGUAGAACCUAUUGACAUGAAUUUGGAUGGGAUUCCGACUGCUGAACCCCUUUCAGAAUCUAGAAGAUCAUUUGCACGUGACGCAGCCCCUGUAAUCGAACCAAUUCCUUUGCCAGUAUCUCGGAUUGCAAAUGUCACAAGUCCAACAAAUCAAAGUCCGAGGAUAUCAGGAAGUUCGGAGUCUGUGGUAUCCGUCUUGCAAAACCCUGAAUCUUCUUCACGUUCCCAUUCCGCUUCUCCAGGUUCUGUGCACAGUAGAUGUAAUAAUGCUCCAAAAGAGCCUCCCGGUGAAGGAAAGAGAGCCACGGUAGUCACCUUUAAUACUGUUGAUAGAUCCGAAAGAAGAGUGAUUGAUAUGGAGAAACAAUUGUUUCCUGAGUUUGUAGGUGUGAUCAAAGAGAAAAAGAAGAGGAAAAAAACAAGAGUCUGUCAUAGAUGUGGAAAAGGGAAGUGGGAAACCAAGGAAUCCUGCCUAGUUUGUAAUGCAAAAUAUUGCAGUAAUUGUGUGCUGAGAGCAAUGGGUUCCAUGCCUGAAGGGCGCAAAUGUGUUACCUGUAUAGGCGAGCCAAUUGAUGAGUCAAAUCGAUCCAAAUUGGGGAAACAUUCAAGAUUGUUGUCACGUUUACUUAGUCCUUUAGAAGUCAAACACAUAAUGAAAACUGAAAAGGAAUGUUCUGCUAAUCAGCUACGGCCAGAGCAGUUAAUUGUGAAUGGAUAUCCUUUAAAGCCAGAAGAGAUGGCGGAACUUUUUGGAUGCCCUUUGCCCCCAAGGAGACUGAAGCCAGGAAGGUAUUGGUAUGACAAGGAAUCAGGUCUCUGGGGAGAGGAGGGAGAGAAACCCGAUAGAGUUAUAAGCUCAAACUUAAACUUCACUGGGAAACUUAAUUCCCAUGCAAGCAAUGGCAAUACUGAGGUUUACAUGAAUGGUCGAGAAAUCACGAAACUUGAACUGAGAGUACUGAAGCUUGCACAUGUGCAAUGUCCACGUGAUACUCAUUUCUGGGUGUAUGAUGAUGGUCGUUAUGAGGAGGAAGGUCAAAAUAAUAUCAGAGGCAAUAUCUGGGAAAAGGCAUCAACACGAUUUGUCUGCUCCUUGUUCUCCUUGCCUGUGCCCCAAGGUCAACCUCAUGGACAAUCUGAUGAGGCCAGCAAUUAUACUGCCGUCCCGAAUUAUCUAGAGCCGAAGAAAAUUCAGAAGCUCCUUCUAGUUGGACUUCAAGGUUCAGGAACUAGUACUAUUUUCAAACAGGCCAAAUUCUUGUACGGCAAUAAGUUUUCCACCCAAGAACUGGAGGAUAUUAAGCUUAUGAUCCAAAGCAACAUGUACAAGUAUCUCAGCAUUCUACUUGAUGCACGAGAACGCUUUGAGGAGGAGUCCAUUUCAAAUACAAAGGCAGAAGGUCCUCUUGAUAAUAUCUCUGAAACAGGUAAUGGGUGAAAAGCAUUGAAGAUAUGUGCAUUAGUUAGUUAGUUUGUUUCUCUCUCUCUCUUUUUAUUUUUAUUUUUAUUUUUAGUGAACGAUCAUAUUGCAUUAUUUUACCAUUUAAAUUUUCUGUUGCGAUGCUAACAUGACGUGCUAGGAUAUAUUCUAUUGGGAAAAGAAUUACAUAUACUGCAUUUAACAAGUGAAAGUCUCAUCAUAUUCUAUGUUUAGAUGGGGACUUGAAUCCUCUUUCUUCAUUUUCUCUUAAGCCACAAAGGAUCCUGUCA